Messenger RNA from Vigna angularis (adzuki bean), 2334 nucleotides. RefSeq lists its product as uncharacterized. The transcript is spliced from 16 exons. NCBI's taxonomy places the organism in Eukaryota, Viridiplantae, Streptophyta, Magnoliopsida, Fabales, Fabaceae. The coding region runs from base 226 to 2064 and encodes 612 amino acids. The record is from RefSeq and is a predicted model, not a curated record.
AUUAUAAUUUUUUAAGAAAAAUGAAAUAGAGGAGGGCCCUUCCUUCGGGUGGUGAUAGCGUGCUCCAGUUACGGCGAGCAACAUGGUUUCCCGCUAGUGCGAGAGGAAAUAGCACCUUCCUAUCAUUCAUUCGUCUAAGCCAGAAGCGAUUCUGAAGUUUGAAAAAGUGAAGGAAAUCGCAACAGUGAGUUCAAUUCACGCCUUGGUAUCCAUUGGUUUUAAACGAUGAAAGAAAGAACCUCGAUCUUGUCACCUACUUGUAGACACACAGCAGCUUCUCUGUUCGCUCUCGCACUUCACCACUCUCAGAUUCGUCUAACAAAGGCUACUUCUCUCGACUCUCAAACUCAAGACCCGGAAGUCUGGUUUAACCAGAACUCUCAUUUGCUCGGCCCAAUUUUUAGGUUCCUUGAAGUGGAUGAGGACUCCUGGCAGGGCAUAAAGGAAACUGCCUGUUCCUCUUCUCAAUUCAGACAUCACCUUGGAUCUUUGUUGACAUUACUGUCAGAGGAAGGUGGUGAAUCAAAGAAAGAAGCUGAGUUGACCAAAGCUGUUGAUGCCUCGGCUUUGAGCUUGAAUGAUACUUCUACUACCCAUUGUCCAAGUGGGCAGAAAACUGGGAACCAAGAUGAUAUGUGUGACAGUAUGGAGAGCUCAGCUAUGCUGUCUGAAAAGAAAAAAGCUUCUGGUACACUAGAAAUCGCAACGUUUGAACAAUCUUUAGAGGAGGCAACCCUUAUUGGUUACCAGAAGAAAGUGUCAGUUCUGUACACACUAGUUGCGGCUUGUGUGGCAGACACUGACAAGUCAAGGCAGGGCUACGAUGCUCGUCACCGUGUGGCUCUGCGGUUGCUUUCUGUAUGGCUUGGUGUCGAAUGGAUUGAAAUGGAAGCAAUGGAGGCUAUGGUUGCUUUUUCUAUAAUAAAUUCAGCGAGUAAAGAAGGUGCUAAGGAAGAAGAAUCUGUAGGUUCAGAAACUAGCCUGGAUAAAUGGAAGCGUGGAAGUAUCAUAGGAGCAGCUGCUGUAACUGGAGGAGCCUUAAUGGCUGUAACUGGUGGCUUGGCUGCCCCGGCAAUUGCCCAUGGAUUGGGUGCUUUGGCUCCUGCGCUAGGAGGUCUUGUUCCUGCCAUCGGAGCUAGUGGAUUUGCAGCUGCCGCAACUGCUACAGGAUCUGCUGCUGGAUCUGUGGCUGUGGCUGCAUCAUUUGGAGCUGCUGGAGCUGGCCUUACUGGUAGUAAGAUGGCAACAAGAAUUGGAAGUCUAGAUGAAUUUGAGUUAAAAAGUGUUGGAGGCACUAAUCAAGGACACCUAGCAGUUAGAAUCUCCAUUUCUGGGCAAGUAUUUAAGGAGAAAGAUUUCGUAGAACCUUGGGAAGGUCUCAAUGAUAACAUGGAGAGGUACGUGCUCCAAUAUGAGUCUAAAAAUUUGAUUGCACUGAGCACAGCCGUCCGGGACUGGCUUACUUCACAGAUUGCGAUUCGGUUGAUGAAAGAUGGUGCCAUGAUGACAGUAUUAAGCUCACUAGUUACAGCCCUAGCAUGGCCAACAGCUUUACUUACCACAUUUGAUGUUAUUGACAGCAAAUGGGCAAUUGCAGUGGACAGAUCAGACAAGGCUGGUAAGGUGUUUUCUGAAGUGCUGUUGGCAGGCUUGCAAGGAAACAGGCCUGUGACACUAGUAGGUUUUUCACUGGGAGCCCGCGUUAUUUUCAAAUGUCUUCAAUUUUUGGCUCACUCCGAAGGAGACAAUGCUGGAAUAGUGGAAAGGGUUGUUUUGCUUGGAGCACCUAUCUCAAUUUCGGACGAAAGCUGGGAGAAGGCUAGAAAGAUGGUGGCCGGAAGGUUUGUGAAUGCAUACUCUUCCAAUGACUGGACGUUAGGUGUAACUUUCCGUGCCAGUUUACUCUCUAAAGGAUUAGCUGGAAUCCAAUCUGUUGAUGUUCAUGGCAUUGAGAAUGUCGAUGUGACACAUCUUAUAGAAGGUCACUCUUCCUACCUUCAGAUGACACAGAAGAUACUGGAGGAACUUCAAUUGGACAACUGUUGUGCUGUUUUCAGAAUGUGACACAUCUUAUAGAAGGUUUAUGCUUUAUCUAUUAUAGACACAUGCAAUACGCUUACUUCUUUUUUGGCAGUUUUUGGAAACAGACUAUAAGGAAGGCCACACCUGAACCAUAAACUACCAAAAUGUGGCUAGGACCUGGAAUAGUGUAUAAUGAAGCUUUAUAUACAAGCUACUGAAGAACAUUUAAUUGUAACUACAACCUGUGUCUUAGCUGUCUACUAUAUUGUUUAUGUACAAAAACUAUGAAUUAUAUUUUCACCAAAAAGCUAC